UAUUCAGCUCCCUGAUCUUGCUCUGCCUCUUAAUUUCUCAAUCGCUGAAUCUGGAACUGCAACACAAUGAGUAUCACGGUUGUUGUUUCUUUUAUCUUUAUGUUAAUACCAUCCUUAGUUUUUGAUGCAAGAGGUCUGCAUUACCAAUACUCUGACGAACUGUACAUCGCUCCGUCAGAAUCCUACAUUCCCUCAAUGUCACCUUCUUACGAUUCUUCAAUUUCUCCGUCUUCUAAUCCCUUAGCCCCUGCCUUGUUCGUCAUCGGAGAUUCCUCCGUUGAUUCCGGCACCAACAACUUUCUCGGCACAUUCGCCCGCGCCAACCACCUUCCUUACGGCCGAGAUUUCGAUUCCCGCCAACCCACUGGGCGCUUCUGCAACGGCAGGAUUCCCGUCGACUAUCUUGCUCUGCGUCUUGGCCUUCCCUUUGUCCCGAGUUAUCUUGGGCAGACAGGAGAUGUGGAGGAUAUGAUUCACGGUGUAAAUUACGCUUCCGCUGGAGCUGGCAUUAUUCUCUCAAGCGGCUCAGAAUUGGGACAACAUAUCUCCUUCAAUCAGCAAAUUCAGCAAUUUAGCGACACCCUUCAGCAGUUCAUUCUAAGUAUGGGCGAGGAUGCUACAACCAGUUUCAUAUCCAAGUCUGUGUUUUACAUUUCAAUUGGAAUCAACGAUUAUAUACACUACUAUUUGCUUAAUGUAUCUAACGUGGAUAAUAUGUACCUCCCAUGGAGGUUCAAUCAGUUUUUAGCAUCUUCAGUGACACAAGGGAUAAAGGUGUGUGCCUGUGUGUGUGUUCUACUUCUUCUCUUGGGGGCUUUUUACACUUUCGUAAUUCCUUUAUUGAUUCUUGAUACACUCAACCUGAUGACACAGAACUUAUACAACGUAAAUGUCAGGAAAGUGGUGGUCAUGGGACUUGCACCUAUUGGCUGUGCUCCGCAUUACUUGUGGCAGUAUGGUAGUAAAGAUGGAGAGUGUAUUGAGCAGAUAAAUGACAUGGUGAUGGAGUUUAAUUUCCUCAUGAGAUACAUGAUAGAGAAGCUUACCCAGGAGCUCGCCGAUUUCAAUAUCAUCUUCUGUGAUGUUUUGCAAGGUUCAAUGGAUAUUCUAAAGAACCAUGAACAUUAUGGUUUUAACGAAACUAAGGAAGCAUGCUGUGGAUUUGGGAAGUACAAGGGGUGGAUCAUGUGCUUAUCGCCAGAAAUGGCGUGCAGUAAUGCUUCCAACUAUAUCUGGUGGGACCAGUUCCAUCCAACUGAUUCAGUGAAUGAAAUUCUGGCAGACAACGUAUGGAAUGGCCUGCAUACUAAAAUGUGCCAUCCCAUGAACUUGAAGGAUAUGAUAAUCCACAAGGACGAAUAG
Molecule: messenger RNA, 1362 nt
Organism: Prosopis cineraria
Lineage: Eukaryota; Viridiplantae; Streptophyta; Magnoliopsida; Fabales; Fabaceae
Product: GDSL esterase/lipase At1g71691
Exons: 4
Coding region: 67-1362 (431 amino acids)
Molecular function (GO): hydrolase activity, acting on ester bonds
Source: RefSeq, a predicted model, not a curated record